AUGGGGCAGCAUGUUAGUGUUUGUAUUCCAAGAUGGAUUGAUGUACCUGGAGUAAAGAAUUUUAGAGAUAUUGGAGGAUGGCCAGUGAAAGAUGGUAAUGGAUAUAUCAAAGAAAGAAUUGUAUUCAGAUGUGGACAUCUUGUAGAUAUUACAACAAUGGGAAUUAAAGUCUUAAAAAGAUUAAAUGUAAGUGCAGUCUUUGAUUUUCGAUCUGAUCCAGAAGUUGAAAGACAAGGAGUGAUGCCAGAUAUUGAAGGUAUAACUCAUUAUCCAUCAGCUAUGUUUACAAAAGCAGAUUAUUCUCCUCAAGCAUUAGCUACACGAUGGAAAGGAUAUUUCGAAGGACCUUAUGGAUUUCCAAAGGUUUACAGUAUCAUCCUGGAAAAGGGAGCACCUUACUAUAGAAACAUAUUAAUUCAUUUAAUUGAAAAUCUAUCUACUUCUUCUACAAAAUCCAUUAUUGUUCAUUGUACGGCAGGAAAAGAUCGAACAGGUAUCUUUGUCAUGUUAUUGUUGGGAUUAUGUGGAGUAGAUGAAGAGAUUAUUGCAAAUGAAUAUGCUUUAAGUAAUCUUGGUUAUUGGGAGCCUGAACAUGAAUUACAAAAAAAAGCAGAAAUGUUAAAUGUGACAAUCGAUGAUAUGCUUAUGGUUAUGUCUGCUCCGUAA
Molecule: messenger RNA, 666 nt
Organism: Cokeromyces recurvatus
Lineage: Eukaryota; Fungi; Mucoromycota; Mucoromycetes; Mucorales; Mucoraceae
Product: tyrosine phosphatase family-domain-containing protein
Exons: 4
Coding region: 1-666 (221 amino acids)
Biological process (GO): dephosphorylation
Molecular function (GO): phosphoprotein phosphatase activity
Source: RefSeq, a predicted model, not a curated record